Molecule: messenger RNA, 3059 nt
Organism: Macrosteles quadrilineatus (aster leafhopper)
Lineage: Eukaryota; Metazoa; Arthropoda; Insecta; Hemiptera; Cicadellidae
Product: connectin-like
Exons: 14
Coding region: 398-1888 (496 amino acids)
Molecular function (GO): protein binding
Source: RefSeq, a predicted model, not a curated record
UCAGUGAUACUGCCGUCGUGGUUGAGUGCAGGCGAGUGAACUCCGUCCGUGUGUGUGCGCGUGCUUACGUAUAUCAACUGUCGGAUUUGUAUAUUCCGAUUCCAGGGUUUUGGUGGAGAAAAAGAUUUAGUUGUGAAGCUGUUUGAAUGAUCUGAAUACCGUUUCAAGACUCUAUGAAGGAUUUCCUGAUGUGAAAGCCCAGUGACGUGUUACUUUGAAACUAUUAAACAUUACAAAUGCGAAACCGAGAGUGAAAUUGAGCAUCUUAAUUUCUUCGAUAUCGUCUAAAACAGAUAUUGUCUAGUUGAAAGUUCCGAUACUGUUGGAUGAAACCUGAUAUGAUAUCAGAGAAACAUUGAUACUACACUCUCCAUCCACUACACGGUCCUGAAACAAAAUGUAUAUUUUGAAAACACUCGUGGUAUUCAUAGCAGUGGUGGCCGCUACCUCUGCAAAGAAGAAAGACAAGAAGAAAGCCAGUGAGAGAUUCACUCCACCACCAACUCCUCCAGUGCUGAAAGAGGAACUUAAUAUGUGCGACCUUCAGAAUCAACGAGAGCUAAAUAUUUACUGCCACUGUGACUUCGUGGAUCUCCAAAAUGCAACUACGGCGAACUGUUGGCUUUUCAACAAGGGGGAACUUCCAGACGCUGCAAUCUGGGACGGUUUCAAAACUCAAAGCAAGAUAACCAAACUAGACUUCCACAUCAGGACGCAAAACACCCUAACGUUUAUUCCAACCAGAGCUUUGUCACACCUGAGAGAACUGAAGACGUUGGAGAUCGUCUAUGCGAGUAUAGACACCGUUGACCCUUUUGCGUUCGCAAACCUAACUCUUCUUCAAGACUUGGCGUUGACCAGAAACGGCAUUGUCACUUUGAUGCCGUACUCCUUCAGCUACCUUCCGGAGCUCAAGGUCAUCACACUGGGAGAGAACAGGAUCGCAGAACUGCAGCGGGAUGUUUUUAUAGGACUUCCGUCCCUGAGGAAGCUCUACAUUGACAGGAAUAAUCUCAGUGUUCUUCAUGAUCGGGCGUUCUCCCACCUUACCCACCUGGGAGAGCUGGAGCUGCAUGGGAAUCAGCUCACUGUGGUGACCAGAGAGACGUUUGCUGGCUUGGCAUCACUCAAGAGGCUUGAUCUUCACCAGAACAGCCUGACGAUGCUGGGAGAUUACACAUUCUCAGAGAUGCCCCAACUAGAAGAGCUGCUGGUAGAAGGCAACAGCAUCCAAUAUAUCAGCGAGCGCGCCUUCUCAGGGGUGUCCGGUCUCAACCGCCUUGUACUCAGCGAGAACAAGCUGCAGGUAUUGAGUGGCAACGUGCUGUCGUCAGUGCCCAAAGUAAGAUUCCUGGACUUGAGAGAUAACGGCUUGAGGACUCUGACAUACGACACGAUCAGCCCCAUACUACCCAACCUGAGGAAUGUCACUUCAUACUUCUUUAUUGAAGGAAACCGAUUCUCCUGCGACUGUCGGCUGGCGUGGAUGCACACUUUGCUGAACGAAACACCCAAUGAGCACGUCCGUAACGUACUCGAGGAACUAACGUGUUUUUGGAACGACUCGGACCACCACCCGGUGGAGGGGGGAGUCGCGCCAUUGACGUCACAUAGUCACCGCCCCCACCACGUGGAGCCCAAUGACGUAAACGGCUACGAGGAGGAUGAAUACGAGGACGAAGACCCAGGAUCCCAGAAACACUUCUUGGACAUCCCAGUGGAAACACUUCCAUGUCCUGAAGCUAUGAAGCACUCUACAGACGCUCCUCUCACGGCAGACACCCGCCACGAAGGCUUCCCUAGUGGGUCUCCUCUUCUUCUACCUCUGCCUCUUCUUCUACCUCUGCCUCUGUGUUCCUUGUUCGUCGUAGUGUCUUUGGUCACGUGAACCACCUUCUCCCCGACCUCCGAGAGCUGAGACUGAUACCUGUGUAUAUACAACUCGCAACGUUUUCUAACAUUUUGUACGUUUCUUGUUGUUAAGGUGUUUGGGUACUUGCCUUUGCUUGGCCGAGUUUCCAGACUGGACCAUCUCGAUUAUUGUUUUCGAUGUACAAUAUAAGUGUUCUAGUUAUUUUGAAUUGUCGGCACUGAGCAAAAUUGGUGUUCGUCUAAAAUGUUUUAUCAGGGUUACUAAGGACAAUUAUUCAGGAGAUUUGCAUUUUUGUAUUGAAAACAAACUAGGUGGAUUGGCUUUCAAGAGUCCAUCAAGAAACUAAAAUUAAACUUAUUUCAUUGCGAUCGAACCAAAAGAAAUUCUAGUUUAUUAUUUAGCACAUCACUUCACUAUGUUAAACGUUGUAAAUAUUUUUCAACAAAGGUUAAUUUGUACUGCAAUGUAAAUAUGAAAAAGCUUCCUAAAAAAAUUUUGCAUUUUUUUAUUUCUCGUUUUCCUUAUACUCGUUUUCUAAUAUAAGUUAUCUUUAAAUUCAACAACGAUUCAAAAACACUAACUCUUUUGAUUAAUGGUUAUGUUGUUUAGUCGGAUGAAUGUGUUUCAUUGAGAGCAUAUGUCUCAUUAUUAUUGUUUCUAAAGAUUAUUGUAACAUUCCAGAGAGAAACUUUGGUAUUGUAUCUUGUGUACAUAAUGCUAUGUAAAUAUAACACUAGCAAAGCCUAUGCUAACAUGUAAAAAAUAUUAAUAAUGGGGCCCUUUUUUAUGUAUUAUAAUUUUAAAACUUCAAACUUUUAGCUUCCCUACCUUUAUUUAAUGAGGAAACGGCAACAAAAUAAUAUAUUAAAUUAGCUUCAUAUUUUUCACCAAACAUGUACAAAUAGCUCUGAAGCGUAUUUUGCUAUCCAUACGAACUGUGUAUUUGUAAUGUUUCUCUUUUAAAAGUGCACGCUACUUCUGCAGGAAGUUUGUACAGUUUGUUACGGUUUCGUAAUCUUUUCUUCAUAACUGUAUAAUGUAUAUUGAUUUCAAUAUGAAUAUGUGGUAGUAAGUGUCACCAUCUGCUGAUUCUAAUACAGAACACUGUAAAAGUCCAUAUAUUUGUUACUUAACUGAAAAUAAAGUCCAAAUGUGUUUAGUUUUCAAUAAAUGUAUUUCUAUGUAA